AAAGAACCCAACCAAAGAGUUUCUUGUCCACCUCAACAACAAUAGCUUAGCGGGUAAGGAAAUAAGGAAUAGUCAAAUCGAAUUCCAAUAUCUGCAUAGCGCAAUUUUGUUCUUCCAUACCCAUUGCGCGUUUAUUUAUGUAUUAAAAAGGAAAAAUUGACCGUCCACACUGCCGUCAAUUCAUUUCUCUCCCUAUAAAUCCCCGGCCAGGCAACAGGAUUUUUAUUAUCACCGUUACAUUUCGAAAUCCUUCUGCGAUCAUGGCCGAUGAAACGAGCCCUAACAAUCAACAGCAGCCGGAGGAGGUUGAAAUUCAGAUCGAGGAGCAGAGGUUGAAGUAUUUGGAGUUUGUGCAAGUCGCGGCGCUCCACGCCGUCUUAUGCGCUGCGAAGCUCUACAGUUACGCUAAGGAGAAUUUGGGCCCUCUCAAGCCUGGCGUUCAGACUGUGGAGGGUACUGUUAAGACCGUCGUAGGUCCCGUUUACGAGAAGAUUCAAUAUGUUCCGUCUGAAGUCCUCAAGUUCGUAGAUCGCAAGGUUGAUGAGUCAGUUCACAAGAUCGAGGAUCAUGUUCCACCAUCUGUGAAACAAGUAUCAGCCCAGGCUUUUCUAACUGCACAGAUGGCUCCAUCGGUUGUCCGUGCUGUUGUUUCUGAAAUGAAAAGUACUGGUGUGGUGGAAAUUGCAUCUAUAUUGGCAAAAUCCGUAUACACACAGUGUGAGCCUGCUGCCAAAGGGAUAUACUCCAAGUACGAACCACUAGCCGAACAGUAUGCUUUGUCGGCUUGGCAGUCUCUUAAUCAUCUCCCUCUUGUUCCCAAGGUGGCUCAAGCCGUUGCUCCAACGGCUUCUUACUUGUCUGAGAGGUACAACCAGACUGUUCAAGUUGGUGCUGAGAAGGGGUACAGAGUUGCAACGUAUCUUCCCUUAAUGCCCACUGCCAAGAUUGCUAGACUGCUGACUAAUGCAAGCCCUGUGGAGACCACCAGCUAAAAGGAGUAAAGCACUGUGUGAGUAAGAGUAGUAGUACCCUGUAUUUCUUCCGAUACAUUGGAACUUCAUUGUGUCUUUACUUUCAUGAAAAACUCGGAAUGACUUUAAGUGUUUUGUUGCUUGGUGUUGUCAUACUGUUGUUAUUGAACUGGUUUGGUUGUAUGUUACUGGUUUACCGUUUCUUUUAGCAAAGCACAUGAUUUAUUUAUAAAAUAACCAAAUAAGGAUGCAUUUUUUUUUCUAUUACGCAAAAGCAAAAUAUAUGAUAUCAUAUUAUUAUAUAUUUAUAUAGUACAUUUUGUGACCUCCAACGAAUGCCUGUCAUGCCUUCAUGGUGAACACGUUAUGGUAUUUUAUAAUUCUAUGAAGUAGGUAAAGGCAAAACAGGCAGGUUAGUGAGUAAGAGCAGACAUGUCUGUGUGAGAUGUUGCAGCUUUGGCUCCCAACAAUAUGUAUUCGAACUUCUUGUCGAGUGUAUUAUGUAUACCACUCUUCACAGCAGUUCUAUGUUCUAUUGAAUAUUAUGGAGUAAAUGAAAAUUGGCUGUGAAAUGAAUCCAAUCACGGGUAAAUAAAAUUUGAACUGUUGACAAAAAGUAGGAUUGAAAUAAAGUUAAUCAACAAAUAUAUGACUAUUGGUGAUUUGAAAAGUAUGAUUGUUCUUUUAAAUCCUAGAGUGAGUCGUAUUCAUGAUGGUAGGUUGCAUGGCGGGAUUUAGAUUUGAUAUAUGAUAAUGGAAACUUCGAAAGCACUGCGACACCAAUCGUAGUUAAUGUUCGUGUAGGAAUUUCUCCUUACAAAUAGUAGGAUAAUGAUACUUGUUUCCAGUUUCCUGUAAGAUGUUCUGAUACCAUGUGAAUGGUAAACCUUUUAUUAUUGUUCAUGUUGUAUGAGACUAUACAAGUAGCUAUACUUGUAUAGUUAUAUCACUUGUAUACAAAUAGUAGGAUAAUGAUACUUGUUUCCAGUUUCCUGUAUGAUGUUCUGAUACCAUGUGAAUGGUAAACCUUUUAUUAUUGUUCAUGUUGUAUGAGACUGUACAAGUAUACUUGUAUAGUUAUAUCACUUGUAUCAGUUGUAUAUGUA
This is a messenger RNA of Cuscuta epithymum, 2077 nucleotides long. The record is from the annotation of a GenBank genome assembly. Lineage: Eukaryota; Viridiplantae; Streptophyta; Magnoliopsida; Solanales; Convolvulaceae.